AUGAGUUUUGUGUCGAAGAAACCAUCCAUCUCCGUAAAAAUUACUCAUGAAUCUUCAACAAGAAGUCCAAAAUCUAAUAAUAUUGGACAUGAUUUUACUUCUCAAUCUCUCAGAAUCUAUGAUGAGUUUGGUAACGACCUCACUCCCCUACCAUUGAUAGUUGAGGAUAAGCGGACCCUGCAUCUUGAUAAAGAGAACUGUUUAGACCCUUCUGCUGUCCAACCCUCAUUAAUCCAAUUCUUUGGUCAUUCAUUCUCAGCCUCAAUCCAAAGCAGCUUAAAUCUACUCAGUGAUACCGCUUCGGAAAAUUCAGAGUAUAUUGCUAAAAAUGAUAGUGAUCCUGAAGGCAUUAAGGAUACUGAAGAUGAACUUUAUGUGGCGGAAUCAAUUGGUCUAAAUCAAGAAAUUUAUGUUACCGUUGGAGAGACUGAAACCUAUUGGAUUUUUGAUCAGCAGCCUUAUGUCAUGUCCACAGAAGAUAAUCUGGCAAAUGUUCAAGUAGAACGCAAUGAGGCUUAUAAUAAAUUAUGCGCGUCCAGGGUGGGGAACGAUCGAUACGUAGAAUGUGGGAUGAAUACAAUGCCAAUCCCAACCAUCAUUAAGACUAUACAAACUCAAAACAUUGAAUAUGCGGAUAAAGCAGUUACAGCCACAGUUUAUGAUAUAUGGGAUACGGAUCAAAUGUCACUUGUCAUAGAUCAGAAAAGUACUGUCGAUAUGGCCUUUAAAUCCGAGCCAACAGAACGCGACUUAUCAGCCAUUCCAACAGCUAUCCCCCGAAGUUUCAUAGAGAGAAACAAUCUUCGCCAGCUCGUCAACGAUGUGGAAGAUGCGGCUAAAACUUCUUCAAAAACAGCCUUACCUGAAAAUGCCGUACAAACGGGUUUAUAUGACAUGAGCUCCAAAAGCAUAAGCAGUAUGGAUAGCACCAUUACGACAAUCAAUCCAUUUGAAAGCAAUAACCCUAUUCUUCUAAAACUGUUGAGAGAUAUGGAGAAAGCACUCAAUUUGAACUUCUAUUUUGAUAAAUACCUGCUCUAUCGCAGAUUGCUACUGAAAAAAGACUUUCCCGAGUCUAGAGGCAUAAUUGAACGCACAGAAUCCGGUGGAACAGCAGUGCUUUCUGGGUCCGCCGUGCAUUCCACUGCUCGGAGUAAUAUAUUUACAGAAACUGGUUUCUCCUCACAUCAAUCGAUCUUUGUAGGUCCGAGUGUACCAAUCCACGCAAUGGGGACUGAAGGUCCCGGGAGCUUGUAUAUAAAAUCGGCUCACAAAUUCUACACUCCUCCAAGCAUAUCUCUUUUGUGGAAAUUUGCAUGCAAUCUCACAAAGGGAAGAAAUGUUUCCUCCAUUGCGUUUAAUGCAAAGAACAAAGAUAUUAUCGCUGUGGGUUAUGGGGCUUUUGAAUUCGAUAACCAGCAAGUUGGACUUGUGUGCUGUUGGAACAUAAAGAAAAUCAACUAUCCUGAAAGGGUCUACCAAUUACCUUGCGGUGUCACUGCUGUUUCUUGGUCUUGCAAGAACGUAAAUCUUCUUGCUGUGGGAAUGUUUGAUGGCGUUAUCAUGAUCUUUGAUGCACGCAAGGAGAGCAAUGUUCCUCUUCUUGAUACUACUCAUGCUAACGGUCGCCACUACGGUCCGGUGACUAAGCUGGACUGGAUUUCGCGGGAAACCGGUCGUACAGCUGGGAAUACAGAGAGUCUGAUUUCACUUGCCAUGGACGGCAGAGUGACUGAGUGGUUUACCUUGAAAAGUCCAGACUGUACUGAUCUGAUGAUUCUCAAGAGACCAAAGUUACAAGGCUCAAUCAAUAUUGUGAAGAAGAAAAAUGCCGAGGCUCUUAUUGUUAGACACGCAAUAGGAACUACGCUUUGUUUUAAUGAUGUUGACAAGAAUUUGUACUUGGUGGGCAUCGAAAGAGGUCAGAUUCACAAGUGUUCGUGUUCAUACAGUGAACAAUAUCUCUUUAGUUACAACGGACACACAUCAUCGGUAUAUUCAUUAAGGUACUCGCCUUUUAUACCGGAGGUUUUUCUCUCCUGUUCGGCUGAUUGGACUAUCCGUUUAUGGCAUGAAGAACGUGCGGAAAGUUGUCAUACUAUGGCCACUCAUUCUUCGUCCGUGAACGAUGUGGCUUGGUCCCCCAACAAUGGAGCCGUGUUUGUGUGCACCAAUGAAGGAAAUAUAGAGAUCUGGGAUUUAGAACGUUCAUUGUGA
Messenger RNA from Rodentolepis nana, 2217 nucleotides. Lineage: Eukaryota; Metazoa; Platyhelminthes; Cestoda; Cyclophyllidea; Hymenolepididae. The record is from the annotation of a GenBank genome assembly.